This is a messenger RNA of Hydra vulgaris (swiftwater hydra), 2019 nucleotides long. RefSeq names its product zinc finger BED domain-containing protein 4-like. The record is from RefSeq and is a predicted model, not a curated record. Gene Ontology annotation, cellular component: nucleus. Gene Ontology annotation, biological process: regulation of transcription by RNA polymerase II. Gene Ontology annotation, molecular function: protein dimerization activity. NCBI's taxonomy places the organism in Eukaryota, Metazoa, Cnidaria, Hydrozoa, Anthoathecata, Hydridae.
AUGGACCAAAAGAAUCAAACAAAAUGCAGCAUAUGUUAUAAGAUUUUACCUUACAACAGUUCGACCAGUUCAAUGCAAUCCCAUUUAUCAAUUGAUCAUUGCAUUAAUUCUAAAAUAUCUAAAAAAUCAACAACUUUACUCAACGAUGACGAUAUAUCCGAUAUUGAGAGCGGUAAUGAGAAUGGUUUUGAAGAGACUGGUCAUAAAAAAUUAAACAGGUUAUUGGUGAAUUUUAUUGUUGGUACCGAUCAGCCGAUUUCGAUAGUACGUCAUCCAGACUUUGUAAACUUAGUUAGUGAGUUAAACAAAAGCUACAAAAUGCCUUGCAUAAAUACGGUGAGCAAGAAAUUAAUUCCAUCAAUUACGGACAAUCUUAAAUCAAUUUUAAUGCUAGAAUUGAAGGGAUGUCGUUUCAUUACAAUUACUUGUGAUAGUUGGUCAUCAUUAGGUAAAAACAGCUACCUCGGUGUGACUUGUCAUUUUAUUGACAAAAAUAUGACUCUAGUUGACCGAAACCUGGAUCUUAAGUUUAUGUCUGAAAUGAAAACAGCUGAAUAUUUAUUUAAUACGUUAAACGAAAUCCUCAGUGAAUGGUCAAUCAAUAAUAAGAUUUUUGCACUAGUUACUGACUCAGGUGCAAAUAUUUUCUCUGCAGUAAAUAAAUUUGAUGAUAAUGUUCUUAAGAUUCCGUGUGCUGAUCAUCGUUUGAAUCUCGUGGUUAAUGAUCUUCUAAACGCACGAGAUAUAAAAGUAAAAAAAUUUAAAAAUGGGUCAAAGCGUUACCAAGUAAAAGAUUACGACGGUAAUGGAAAACUAAUUAAUAGAGAAAUUACAGAAAGUGAAGUUAAAGAAAUUGAAAAAAUUAACGAAGGCAAAUUAGAAAACGCCAAGGUAAUUUCAUCCUGCAGGCACAUUGUUGGUUCAUUUAAGCAUUCAGAGAUGUUACAAAAAAAGUUAAAAGAAGUUCAAGAAACACUUCGUUAUGAAACUAAAAUAAAGUUAGUACAGGAUAUAGCUAUUCGCUGGAAUAGCCAAUUCGAUAUGAUUGAAUCUAUAUUAACAAAUAAAACUGCAUUGGAUAUGAUAAGCAUCGAAUUCCAAAAUAUAAAAGACUAUCUUCCCACUGCUACUGAAUUUAAGGUGCUGGAGGAUUUGUGUGAUUUGUUACACCCAAUUAAAGAGCUAACAAAACUUUUUAGCGGAAAGAAAUAUGUUACAGUAACAUUUCUGUUUCCAACACUGUAUUCUCUACUAAAUGAAAUACUUGAAUCGCAACCUAUUUUUACAGAACUAGUUAAGACUUUUCAAAAGGAAUUAUUAAGGUCUCUAAAAGGACGUUUUAAAUACAUUUUUGCUAAUGAUUUUUUUUUAGCAGCUACUUUUCUUGAUUUCAAAUUUCGUAAAUUCGAGUUUAUCAAAAAUGAUAUCUAUAGAUAUGAAUGCAUUUCAAAGGCAAAAAUGUUUAUAAAAACAUUUUAUGAAAUGCAUCUAAAAGAAACCGAAGAAAUCGAUAUAAUAAUUGAAACAAAUUGUUUAAAUAACACUUUGAACUCGUCAAACAGCUCAGCUGACAAUACCAUAAAAACAUUUCAGCAAUUGUCAACGUCACCUAUUGCAAAUAAUAUUACUUUAGUUAACAACAAAAGACAAAAGUCAAUCAACUUAAUUGAACUAGUAACAGAUAAAUCUUGUUGUAAUUUAAUUGAGAGCAAUAAUAAACUUGAAAAAGAAAUAAAUGAUUACAGUCUGCAAUACUUUCAUAGCUACGAAAAUAGUGCCAUUGAAUUUUUCCAAGCUAAUCAAAAAUUGUUCCCGGUUUUGACACAAAUUGCACGGAUAAUAUUUUCAGUUCCAGCGACAUCCGUGCCAUCAGAAUGCUUAUUUAGUUCAACCGGUUUAAUAGAUACGGAGCUACGGAACAGGCUUGCGCCAAGCUUAUUGAAGCACUUAAUUAAUGACAAUAUGUUUUCUGCUACAUUCUUUUCAAUUCUGGAAAAAACACCAAUAUCCAAUGAUUGA